AUGGAAAAAGCCAAAGCUUUUGGGGCACCUAUGAGUCCCUCAACGUGCCUCGAGACAGAUGCUCCAGGAAAGGAUGUCGAUGAGAAAACAUAUCGUGUGAUGAUAGGAUCACUACUUUACCUCACUGCAAGUGGACCGGAUAUCAUGUUCAGUGUAUGUAGAUGCACUAGACUCUUGUCAGCUCCUAAGGAGUCACACCUUACUACAGUAAAACGGAUCAUUCGAUAUCUUAUUGGCACUCAAGAUUUUGGUCUGUGGUAUCCUCACUCUAAUAAUUUUGACUUAUUUGGAUAUCCAGAUGCUGAUUUUGCAGGAGAUAAAAUAGACAGAAAAAGCACCAAUGGUACUUUUCAAAUAUUGGGAGAAUCUCUCAUCCCUUGGCAUAGCAAGGAGCAAACGUCUAUUGCUUUAUCAACCACUGAGGCUGAAUACUUGGAUUUAGGAAGUUUUGGAACACAACUACUAUGGAUGAUGCAUCAAUUGAUUGAUUGUGAACUAUCUUAUGAUUCAGUGCCUAUUUUCUAUGAGAACACUAAAUUCGUGGAUUCCCGUAAAUCAACUAACCGAUAUUUUUACAAAACCCUUGCUUGA
Messenger RNA from Lycium ferocissimum, 591 nucleotides. RefSeq names its product secreted RxLR effector protein 161-like. Lineage: Eukaryota; Viridiplantae; Streptophyta; Magnoliopsida; Solanales; Solanaceae. The record is from RefSeq and is a predicted model, not a curated record. The transcript has 2 exons. The coding region runs from base 1 to 591 and encodes 196 amino acids.